AUGACCGAUAGUAUAAACAGCAUACAAAAAGAAGCUUGGCUGCCCGAUUCGGCAGACGCACACUCGGUAGCCGUCGAAGACUACAUUGCCGAAACGCGGCCUUGGUACAAGGUAAAGCACUUGCGUUGGUUGACUUUUAUGAUUUUCUUGAUCACACUCACAUCGACAAACAAUGGUUAUGAUGGCUCUAUGUUGAAUGGUUUGCAGUCUUUGGAACACUGGCAAAAGACUAUGGGGCAUCCCACAGGAAAAAGACUCGGCCACUUAAGUAAUGGAGCCACUUUUGGUGGCAUUGCUGCGUUGCCUAUAAUUCCUUAUCUCAGUGAUCACUACGGAAGAAAGAAGCUUGUUAUUGUUGGCCAGACUUUAGCUGUUGUUGGAGGUAUUUUACAAGGUGCAUCCACAGGAUAUGGCUUCUUCUUGGGCGCGAGAAUCCUUCUUGGUUUUGGAACCAUGGUUGCUGUAGUACCCUCUCCACCACUUAUUUCCGAAAUAUCUUACCCUACACACAGAGCAACAUGCACUUUCGCUUACAAUAUCUGCUGGUACCUUGGUGCUAUUAUUGCUUCGUGGGUGACUUUUGGCACAAGAACGAUCAAGGGAAAGGCUUCUUGGAGCAUUCCUUCCUACUUGCAAGUUGCAAUGCCAGCGUUCCAGCUCGCCCUUUUCUGGUUGGUUCCAGAGUCCCCUAGGUAUCUAGUUGCCCAGGGCCGUGUUGAUGAAGCAAAACGCAUUAUUGCAAAAUAUCACACCGGAGACUCAAAUGAUCCAAGAGAUAUGGCCUUAGUUGAUUUUGAAGUUACAGAAAUUCAGUGUGCUUUGGAGGCCGAAAAACUAAACACUAAUGCAUCUUACCUGGAUUUUAUCACAAAAAAGAGUUUUAGACGCAGAUUGUUCUUGGUUUCAUUUAUCCCUGUUAUGAUGCAACUUUCUGGUAACGGAUUGGUCUCCUAUUAUUUGGUGAAAGUCUUGAUUUCUAUUGGUAUUAAACUGACAAAGAAACAAUUGGAAAUUAAUGGUUGCUUGAUGAUUUACAACUUUGUUAUUUGUGCGAGUUUGGCAAGUACCGUUCGUUGGUUCAAGAGAAGAACAUUGUUCCUUUCCUGCUGUGCUGGUAUGUUAUUGACUUAUGUUAUCUGGACAAUUUUAUCAGCUCUCAACCAAGAACGUGACUUCAAAGACAAGAGUUUGGCAAACGGUGUGCUUGCAAUGAUCUUCCUUUACUAUCUUUUCUACGAUAUUGGAAACAACGGCUUGCCCUACUUGUAUCUCACGGAGGUGUUACCCUAUUCUCACAGAACAAAAGGUAUCAACAUCAUGCAAUUCUGGAUUGCCGGAAUUCUCAUCUACAAUGGGUACGUUAAUCCAAUUGCUAUGGAUGCAAUUGAAUGGAAGUAUUAUAUUGUUUACUGUUGCGUCCUUGCUGGCGAAUUAAUCAUUGUUUACUUCACAUUCCCAGAGACGUCAGGCUACACUUUGGAGGAAGUGGCGCAAGUUUUCGGAGAUGAGCCUCCGGAACUCAACAAAAGACACGCAGACAAUGCUCUCACAACCAAACAGUCUAUGGAACAUGUGGAAGAUGUCUAG
Molecule: messenger RNA, 1587 nt
Organism: Clavispora lusitaniae ATCC 42720
Lineage: Eukaryota; Fungi; Ascomycota; Pichiomycetes; Serinales; Metschnikowiaceae
Product: MFS transporter, sugar porter (SP) family protein
Biological process (GO): transmembrane transport; carbohydrate transport
Cellular component (GO): membrane
Molecular function (GO): carbohydrate:proton symporter activity
Source: RefSeq, a predicted model, not a curated record